Molecule: messenger RNA, 742 nt
Organism: Gloeophyllum trabeum ATCC 11539
Lineage: Eukaryota; Fungi; Basidiomycota; Agaricomycetes; Gloeophyllales; Gloeophyllaceae
Exons: 1
Coding region: 181-393 (70 amino acids)
Source: RefSeq, a predicted model, not a curated record
CAGGCCCCGAAUCCACAUUCAAGCGUACAGCAGUGGCCACACUUGGUGAGACUGGAAGCGUUUACAUGCAAAGACGGCUUGCACCGCGAUCUUUUCCAAGCAGGCCACAAGGGCCACAAUCAUUGACACGCCGACUGUUUAGUCAGGAAACGUAGGGCCUGAGGAAAUAUCUGAGUGGCAAUGCUGGAGUUAGUCCUCAAAAAACUCGUCAAAGCGCGAGCUGCUCGUCGGGUGGCACGGAUGUGGCAAGGAAAGUUGAGUAGCCGCACUGAUAUGCUAGGAAUCUACGGCUCCGGUUAUCCAUACGUACCCCGCUACGCCAAGGCUCAGGGCAUCCUAAGGCUCUACGAUGGAAGGAAGUCAACUCACGUAGGCAGCAUUCUUGAGCAGUAGUGAGGGAAAGUCCUCUGGGGAAAGGGACCAUCGACGUAACAAACCAUUACUUGGGAAUAAGGUAUCGCGGCGCUGUCCCCGGGCAGAUAAUGCCUAUGGUUCCACGCCCCUUACGUGAGCCAAGGUAGUAUUAGCGCUUGAUUCUAAGAAAAUGGUAGAGAAAGCCUAACAUGUCGCGCAUAGAACGUACGAAGGGUGAUCGGAAAGGCUCAUUCCAGGUAAGGUCGAUAGACGUGUCACUGACGAACAUACAGUAUGCGGUAACACGAUGGCCUAUAUCUGCAGGGGUGGCAGUAGAAAGAAGAAUAUGAGUUGCACCUCCGGACAGAGUUUCCUUCAUACAUGUAGC